AUGGUGCGUCCCUUAGCCUGCCUCUUCUUCCUGAUCUCCAUCGCCUAUGCGGCAAAGGCUGCCGAUGAAUGCGAGGUAUGUGUGAAGGUCUUGGGCGACAUCUUGACGAAGGUUCCUGAGGCUGACAAGAGCAACAUGGAUGUGAUUGGGCGGAUUACACGAGAGCAUUGUGCCGAAACGAGACAAAAGGAGAACAAGUUCUGCUUCUACAUUGGGGCCCUCCCCGAAUCCGCGACGUCGAUUAUGAAUGAUGUAACAAAGCCGCUUUCCUGGUCCAUGCCACCGGCGAAGGUUUGCGAGAAGCUGAAAACGAAAGAUGCCCAAAUUUGCGAGCUGAAGUUUGACAAGCCCAUCGACUGGAAGACGAUUGACCUGAAGAAGAUGCGCGUCAAGGAGCUGAAAAAUAUCCUCAACGACUGGGGAGAGGUCUGCAAGGGAUGCACCGAGAAGAGCGAGUUCAUCAAGAAAAUUGAGGAUCUCAAGUCGAAGUACGUCAAAGAAGAGCUG
Mesorhabditis spiculigera is the source of this 507-nucleotide messenger RNA. The record is from the annotation of a GenBank genome assembly. Lineage: Eukaryota; Metazoa; Nematoda; Chromadorea; Rhabditida; Rhabditidae.